Molecule: messenger RNA, 582 nt
Organism: Closterium sp. NIES-65
Lineage: Eukaryota; Viridiplantae; Streptophyta; Zygnematophyceae; Desmidiales; Closteriaceae
Source: the annotation of a GenBank genome assembly
GAGACACGUGGCGCAGAGAAUCUGCCAUUGGAUCGUGGAAUGUUCUUCAUGGCGUGCAAUCAUUCGAGCCACUUGGACUGCGGGGCCACAUUCGUGGGCGCAUGGACAGGCGGCGCCAAGCGGGUGUAUGCGCUGGGUGCUCGGGACUACUUCUUCAGCAACCCGCUUCUGGCAUGGUUCGUCACCACGUGCAUGCAUGUCAUCCCUAUCAACCGCCGCAAGUUCUCCCAGCAAGAGCUCGACACCCUACUGCAGCUCAAGGCAGCCAGCGGCCCCCACCGCCCCACAGCAGUCCUCAUUUUCCCCGAGGGCACGCGCUCCUUGACUGGAUCCCUGCAGCCCUUCAAGUCAGGCGUGGGGCUGCUGGCAGAGCAGCUGGACGUGCCCGUGGUGCCCGUGUGCGUCAAGGGCACCUUUGAAGCUCUACCGAAGGGUCGCACCAUUCCCCUGCGUAGGCGGGUGACUGUGGAGUUCGGGCGGCCUCUGGACGUUCAGGAGUAUCUUCAGGUGGCCCAGGUGGCGCCACCAGAUGCUGCUGUCGUCUCUCCCCCAGCAAGCACUCAGGUGGCUAUUUGUUCUUAG